Molecule: messenger RNA, 1593 nt
Organism: Suncus etruscus (white-toothed pygmy shrew)
Lineage: Eukaryota; Metazoa; Chordata; Mammalia; Eulipotyphla; Soricidae
Gene: NKAP
Product: NFKB activating protein
Exons: 9
Coding region: 109-1332 (407 amino acids)
Biological process (GO): negative regulation of DNA-templated transcription
Cellular component (GO): nucleus
Molecular function (GO): chromatin binding
Source: RefSeq, a predicted model, not a curated record
UAUUGCCAAGGUUUCCCGACGUGCCAGCCAGUGGCGCGCCGCCGGAUUUGGGGUGCCCAAGGCGAGGGUGCCGCCUUCCUCCGCGGCGGGGGUGACCCCGAGGCCGGGAUGUCUCCGGGGUCCCGUUCGCGGAGCCCGGAAGGAGCCUCGAGCUCCAGUGCGAGGCGGCGCAGUCACUCCCGGAGCCCCAAAGCGAGCAAGUAUUCCCGCUCCCCGCGGGGCCACUCGUCGCGCUCCCACUCUUGCUCCCGCUCGAGCGACCGCAACGGCCUCAGCCAGCACUCGAGGAAUCAGGGCCACCGCUCCCGCUCGCGAUCUCGUUCCCGGGACCGCUCCUCCGCGUCUCGGGGGCCCCCCUUUUCCGCUUCUUCGUCCUAUUAUGGCAGCUACUCGCGCCCCUACGGGAGUGACAAGCCGUGGCCGAGCCUCCUAGACAAGGAACGGGAGGAGAGCCUGCGACAAAAGAGAUUAAGUGAAAGAGAAAGAAUUGGAGAAUUAGGAGCUCCUGAAGUGUGGGGACUUUCUCCAAGGAAUCCAGAACCAGAUUCUGAUGAACACACUCCUGUAGAGGAUGAAGAGCCAAAAAAGAGCACUACUUCUGCUUCUUCUUCAGAAGAGGAGAAGAAGAAGAAGAAGAAGAAGUCUAACCAUUCCAAGGAAAGGGCUAAGAAACGGCAGAAGAAAAAGUCAAAAAGAAAACACAAGAAGUAUUCUGAUGACAGCGAUAGUGACUCUGAAUCUGAAACAGACUCCAGUGAUGAAAAUGCCAAAAGGAGAGCCAAGAAAGCCAAGAAAAAGGAGAAGAAGAAAAAACACAAACCGAAGAAAUACAAAAAGAAGAAGUCUAAGAAGAACAGAAAGGAUUCGAGUGAUUCAAGCUCUAAAGAGUCCCAAGAAGAGUUCCUGGAGAAUCCUUGGAAGGACCGAUCAAAGCCUGAAGAACCCUCAGAUUUAAUUGGUCCCGAAGCGCCAAAAACUCUUGCAUCUCAAGAUGAUAAGCCUUUGAACUAUGGUCAUGCUCUCUUACCUGGUGAAGGUGCGGCAAUGGCUGAAUAUGUAAAAGCUGGAAAGCGGAUCCCACGCAGAGGUGAAAUUGGCUUGACAAGUGAAGAAAUUGCAUCAUUUGAAUGCUCUGGUUACGUAAUGAGUGGUAGCAGGCAUCGCCGAAUGGAGGCCGUCAGACUGCGGAAAGAAAACCAGAUCUACAGUGCAGACGAGAAGCGAGCCCUGGCAUCCUUCAACCAAGAGGAAAGGCGCAAGAGAGAGAACAAGAUCCUGGCCAGCUUUCGCGAGAUGGUGUACAGGAAAACCAAAGGAAAAGACGACAAAUAGGAUUUGGGUGGUUCUGCAGAUACUUUUGAUCUGCUAGCAACAAAAGUCUGGGUUCCUUAUUCAUAUAAAAAGAGAAAGAUUAUAAUCUGAAAAAAAAGCUUUACAGUGCAAUUGUGCCUUCAAUUUCCUUCUUUCAGUCCUUUAAUUUAAAAAGCUAUUUAUUUCUUGCACGUCACAAGGUCUUUGGGUUAUUCCGGAUUGACUUUUUCUGGUUUAAAACUCUAAUUCCCAAAGAAACUGUUCUCCUCCCCUGCUAGGGGG